AUGAGUACUACCUUCACAUGUAUAUGUGAAGCUAACACGGACUGCGCCCAUUCGGUAGGGGAGACGGCUCGUACAUACCUCCCUUUGUAUGUCGCGACAUACAAAGGGAGGAUGGAAAAUCUAACAGUUGUAUCAGAAUUCACACUGCAAGGACUCUCUUUCCUUCCAGAGCUUCAGCACCAACUCUUCUCUGUAUUUUUCCUUAUGUAUCUGAUGACCCUGAUUGGGAAUGUGCUGAUCCUGGUCCUCAUCAUUACUGAUAACCAUCUUCACACUCCAAUGUACUUUUUUCUUGGACAUUUGGCCUGUGUGGACAUCUGCUAUUCUCAAGUCACAGGUCCACGAAUGCUCUUGGACUUCUACUCUAAGAAGAAAAUUAUAUCCUACCGAUCUUGCUUGACUCAAGCGAUCUUCUUCAUGGUAUUUGGUAGUUAUGAGUGUUUUCUUCUGGCUGUGAUGUCAUAUGACAGAUAUGUUGCAGUUUGUCAGGCUUUGCAAUAUAUACAAAUUAUGAGUUGGAAAACAUGUACCCAGCUCAUUAUUGUGGUAUGGUUUUUAGGAUCAAGCUACUCUUUAGUGCACAUGCUUUUCAUGCUGAGAUUGAUUUUUUGUGGCCAAAGUACCAUCUACAAUUUCUUUUGUGAUGUUCCACAAUUGUUGGCUCUUUCAUGUACAGAUACAUUCCCCAACAUGCUCCUACUAUUUGUGUUGGGAGGUUUCUUAGCACUAAUUGCUUUCCUUUGUACGUUCUUGCCAUAUGUUUAUAUUUUCCACACAGUCCAGAGGAUGGAGACAAAAAACACAAAACUCAAAGUUUUCUCAACCUGCACAUCCCACCUCACAGUGGUUUGUAUUUUUUAUGGAACUCUGUGCUUUGCGUACUUUCACUUAAACUCAUGA
Molecule: messenger RNA, 900 nt
Organism: Xenopus laevis (African clawed frog)
Lineage: Eukaryota; Metazoa; Chordata; Amphibia; Anura; Pipidae
Product: olfactory receptor 1G1
Exons: 2
Coding region: 1-900 (299 amino acids)
Source: RefSeq, a predicted model, not a curated record